AUGAGUAAACCACAUUCAGAUCGUUAUACUACCAGAGCGGUGGGUACUCCAGACUCGUUGGAAUAUCGGUUAUAUUUCGAGAGUAAUGGAUCAACCCUUUCGAUCUGGCACGACGUACCGUUGUAUGGUGAUGAUGACAAACAGGUCUUGAACAUGGUGGUAGAAAUACCUCGGUGGUCCAACGCCAAGUUCGAGAUUUCCAGGAAUGAAGCCUUCAACCCGAUAAAGCAGGACAUUAAGGAUGGCAAAGCCCGCUUCGUACGAAACCUGUUUCCUUAUAAAGGCUAUAUCUGGAACUAUGGUGCUCUUCCAGGAACUUGGGAAGACCCCUCCCACGUACAUCCAGAUACCAAGCACCCCGGUGACAACGAUCCUCUUGAUGCCCUUGAAAUCGGCGAACGGAUCGCCUACACUGGCCAGAUCAAGCGUGUCAAGGUUCUUGGAGUAAUGGCUCUUCUGGACGAAGGUGCGACAGACUGGAAAAUCGUCGUUAUCGAUAUCAACGAUCCUUGUGCAAGCAAAUUAAACAGCAUCACAGAUGUACAACAGCAUUUUCCGGGUCUCCUGGAGGCAACCCGGGAAUGGUUCAAGUUCUACAAGGUUCCCGACGGGAAGAAGCCCAAUACGCUCGCCUUGAAUGAAGAGUUUCGAGAUCAAGAUUAUGCCAUGUCAAUAGUCCAGGAAUGCGAAAAAGCAUGGGAAAAGCUGAUCAACGGCGAGGCGUUUGCAGAGGAGAUAAGUGUGGUCAGGGGAGACAAAAGCCACAGAUUGUUGGAUUCCGGCAAUUCUCUAGGUGUCGAUGGACAUCAAUCGGCAGACGAAAACUUGGAUAAAUGGUUCUUUUUACCGAAGUAA
Fonsecaea multimorphosa CBS 102226 is the source of this 855-nucleotide messenger RNA. RefSeq lists its product as uncharacterized. The transcript is spliced from 4 exons. Lineage: Eukaryota; Fungi; Ascomycota; Eurotiomycetes; Chaetothyriales; Herpotrichiellaceae. Gene Ontology annotation, cellular component: nucleus; cytoplasm. Gene Ontology annotation, molecular function: magnesium ion binding; inorganic diphosphate phosphatase activity. The record is from RefSeq and is a predicted model, not a curated record. The coding region runs from base 1 to 855 and encodes 284 amino acids. Gene Ontology annotation, biological process: phosphate-containing compound metabolic process.